CUCAUUUGCAAAGUGAAACGAAAUGAUGACUGUUUCUUGGAUUUCUCCAGAAAGAAAAUCUGAAAUCUAGUGAACUAUGAAGACCUGAAUGGUGGACACUUGUGCUUGGAAGUCUGAAAAAGAUCUGGUUCCCCAAGACCAGAUCGAAUUGCUGCUGUCUUUGCUUCUAGAGGCGGAGAAGAGAAGAUGGUUGGCGAGCAUCUCUCCAGUAAACUCAGCGGAGCACGACCAGAAUCUGGGUUCAGAUGGGGACGGAAGACAGCAACUUUUCUCUGGUGAUUCUGGCUCCGAUUUAUUGAGGUAAUGGCAUAUCUUAUUUUCCCUUGUUAAGUCUUUUUGCGCCCUGAUCCUUCAAGCCUCAUUUGGUUGCAUACUACUCUACUUGUGUUGCUGCUUGCAUGCUUUUAAAUUGUGUUAUAUCUCUGCGUGAUCUUGUUUCGAUUUAGAUUUCAGCAGUUUUAUUUUGGUUUAUAGGCUGACGGGUGUUUUUUGGAAAGCCAGUAAUAAAUACAAGUUUCUUUAGCUGUUAUUGGUCGGUUUAGUCGGCUACAUUUUCUAGAAAGUCGCACCUUCUGGCAACCAUUCCGGAAGUAGUAAACUCAUCAUUGGUUAAUAACUUUUUCAACAGGUUAAAUAGCUCUGCGCGUAUGAUCUAGCUGUACAUAUAUGCAAGUGGUUCCUACUCACUGCCAAAACUAAAGGUGGCUAAUACCUAUUCAAUGGAGGUUGUCUCCUUAAAGAGAGUCAAAGUAUUACUAUUCAACAGCAGGGACCAACUCAGAUUAGGAGUCCAUUUUUAAGUUGCUUCCUUUAUGAUAGACAGUUCACCAUGAAGAGUGUUUUCACUCACGUGGCCAGCAUCUAUGCAAAUUUGUUGGCGCAAAAGAAUACGUUUGCAUAAGAAAAGAAUUUUAUCUCCCACAGGACUUGUUUGGGAUACUAACAUGGCCACCAUUUCAUUGUUUUGGCACACCAACAUGGCCGCCGUGAUGUCAUGUGAAAACACUCUAUAGUGACACCCUGGAAAGCGGACACCAAGGAUACUGUACAUGCCAUAGUGUCCAUUUUAAGGAGGAUCUCAGAAAAAAAUAGUCACAAAUGCAUCUUUCAUAAUUAUUAUUGAUAUACCCGGUAACCCCAUUGAGACCCUCUGACAAGGGCUCUCAUUUGGCUCAUAAAACGACCAAACUCUUGUGACUCAGGACACAGAAAAGUGUCUGGUGUCUGUAUUAUAUUAAGUGAGAUGAUUUUAGAGCAAAAGUUAUGACCUUCUUUAUCAUUGGGAAAGAUGAAACUUUUAAUAAGGUGUCCAAUUAUUUAGUGAUUAUCUGUAGAGCUCUAGGGUUCCACUGUGUCUUGCAUCAAGGUUGUUAAUGGAGAUUGCCACUAUGUAAGGACAAUAAAGCAACUUACCAUUAUGCAGUAAUUUAGCAGUUAUUCUUGUAUGUUUGUUUCAGACAUGGAUGUUGUAUUGACGAAAUUCAAAGCAGAUUCCUUGAUUUUGAGUAAGUACACAUACUGUAGAUUUAAUUUUAUCCUGAGCUUACUUGUUCCUUUUUUUGGGAAUGUUAGUGUAUGAUAAUCAGGGCAUAGCGUGAGAUUGUGUCAGUGAACUCACAGGAAGAAAAAGGACUUCAUGUUCCCUUGGAAAAUUUCUCACCUUAGGGUCUUGGAAAUGCCAUUUCCAAGACGUUGGCAAGACAUUUUCAGUUAAUAAAUGUGGAAGAAAAAAAAUGAAAUACCUGGUUUUAUAUUUUACCCUUCUCUAGUGUUAUAAUUACAGAGGGAAAAGGGUAAAAAAAUGACUCCAUCAAGGAUAUUACAUUAUUGAUACAUGUACAUUCUCUAACAGUUUCUUUAAAUGAUCGGACCUCUUGGGCUUCACUGACAUACAGUUAUUAGCUGCAUUUUGCAUACGUAUAUUCCCAAUCUCAGUUACUCAGUUAAGUGCAAAUAUUGUUCUGAAGCCACAUGGCAAUGAUAUGGUAACCUUACACCGUGAGGAGGCAGGCAUUUCUUGCUGUCCAUUUAUGAAAUAAUCAAAGGAUAAAGAAAAUAUACUAACACAAAGUCGACCUAAUGAUAAGAAUGCUCUCAAGGAAUUAAUUAUUUAACAUUUUGAUCACUGUAGCUACAUGUAUGACACUUUUUAUUGUGCAAUAAUCGUGACUGCUGCCAUUCCUUGGAGGAUACCCUUUGAGUGGAUGCAAUGGAACUUCAUUAGUACUCUUUCUUACUAAUGGAGUGCUUGUAUGUGAAAGACAUGGUAAUCAGCAUCAUGUCACUUGUGAAGCAUUAAAAGAAAAUCUUCCGUGGGCAUGAUAAUAAUUAUUAUAUGAACCUCUCAAACAAUGCCCAAGCACUCUCACUGGUGGAACUAAGGAAGAAGCCUGGAAUCCCGGACCUCACUUUUUUAUGCCGGGCCAGACUAAUGAGGAUCGCGGGACAAAGAAAAAUGUUAUUUACGAGGAAAAAUCUUCAGUGAGCAUGACUAUAAUAAUAUUGUUUCAACCUCUCAAGCAUUGUCCAUAGGCAAUUACAUAGUGGUUGAUGUAGUAAAGGGGCCUGGACACGCGGGGACCCUGGGGCCCCACUUUAUUUAUGGGCCAAACCAGGGAUCGCUGGGGAAAGAAAUAGUAUUUUUAAGGAAAAAUCUUCAGUCAGCAUGACAAUGAUAUUAUUAUUUGAACCUCUCAAACCGUGCCCAGGCAGUGACAUGGUGGUGGAUCUAGGGAAAGGGCCUGAAUGCCUGGGGCUCUGAGCCUCACUUUAUUUAAGGGCCAAAUUGAGGAUCCCAGGGCGAAGAAAUACUAUUUUCAAGGCCAGACCUCCAUUUGACUUGGGAUUUGAAUGAUCAGGCCCCUCUGAAAUGUAUUAAAUUUGUCUUAUUUUAGACCAAGUCACUACUGCCUCAAGGCCACAACAAACAAACCAACUACUGACAGGCCAUCCUCACAGAUGAAAGUGGUGAGAGUUAUAUUUAUUCUUUUAUUACCAGUAUAUUAUUAAGUAGUGGUGUGCCAAUCAUUGCAUCAGUUUUUGCAGGGAGGUGAUUAAUUUUUAUGUUGUGGAAGUGUAAGUGUCAAUUAGAACAAGCUGGUAUUCAAGUUUUUGCAAGCCCUGCAUAACUUUUUUUGUUGUGGUUCAAUUUUAUCUUUGGUAUAAAUUGUAUUUCCUUUUGUAGUUUCAGGCAUGGUAAUGUAUGGUAAUGAGUUUUUAAUAUGUGUUUGAAACGAAAGAAACAAAAUUUAAACCAAGGAUAAAAUCAAACUGCAACAGAUACGCUGCAGUACAGAUGUAAUUAUAAUGUUGCAAAAUUUGUCUUGCAGCUAUUAUCUUUAAAUUUGUUGGCAUUCUUUUUUGUCUUGUAGGUUUCUAGUGAAGAACGUUUUGACCCAAGAGGAUUAUCAGAUUCAAUAAUUAGUUCCCCUGGUAUGAAUUAUGAAUGACUAAUGCUUUUCAAAAUUAACACAUACAGGGUGUAUACAUAUGCAUGCAUUCAAAUGACCUUAAUUUUUGGAUUCACCAUCUUCACAUAGACCAUAAUGCACCUUGUUUACCCCCCCCCCCCCCUCAAAAAAAAAAAAUAUUGGCAUAACCAUUGUUGCCAAUUUCUCCUGGGUAUCACAGUUGUCUCAAGAAGUCAAAAACAAUACUAAUGUGAAUUUUUUUUUUUUUUUUUUGGGGGGGGGGGGUUAAAACAAGGUACAUUAUGGUCUCUGUGAGAAUGGUGAAUUGCAUUUUAAGCUAAUUCUUGUAUGUAUCCUAAUACUUUCGAUACACCUUUGUUUGUGACCUUCUCCAUGACUUCGUACUUUAACCAUUUCCUGUCAAAUGGAUAAUCUGUUAAUUUACAAAACUGUUUUAAUGGCUGUCUAAUGGUUUGCUACCCUGCGAGCAGCUGAGUCCCCUUUGAUCUCCUUCGUUUUUAAAUCCUUUUGUGAAUAACUUCAUUCUUUGUUUCUCAAAGUGUCAAUCUGUAAAUGCUUUCAGCCAUUAAACAGAAGAGUGUUAGGAUGCGAAAAACUGAAGAAGCUAACAUACAAUUCAUAUUUCAGAACCUUUACUAAAAAAGAAUAGAAAACUUAACGUGAAGUUUUUACUUUUUGUAACUUUCAUCCUGGUUCUUCAGGUAACAAUGCUAUUUGUAUCAUUGGCAAAAAAAGAUUAUUUAGGGUCUAUGAAGGUAACGAAAUUGGUGCAUUCAUUUGUAACUGUCUCAAAAAACCAUUGCUGUGCAUCAUGUCUACAAGUCACUUGGAAAUAGUGAUUCUUUUUCUGACCAAUCAUAGCAUGCCAAUUCUUCAAACAAUGAUUAAUUUUUGAAUAUUAGUUAUGUGAUUGUUAUAGGAACAUCUUCUGAAAGCAGUUCCUAUACAAGCGGAAGUCUAUUGUCUGAAAAGGUAUGUACAUUUACCGGCCAUUAAAACCACUGAAAUACACUAAACACUCUCAUAUAAAAACAACUGCAUUUGUUCUAUAUUAGCAACUAGAAGAUUUUAACUUAAUUUCCAUUAUUCUGGAUUAAUGUCCUUACAGGAUGCUUCAUUUGAAGUGUAUAAGAAUGCUUUGCUAUGUGCCAAGUAUCCAUGUCUGAGUGAGUUUCAGCAGCUGUCUCCCAGCACGCCAUAUUCACCAGUUCUUUCACCAAUGAUGCAGCGAAGGAGAUUCUCAUUUUCAAAACCGCCUCAUUCUGCAAGGUUUGCCAGUAAACAAAUGCUUUUGCUACUGGUCAAAAUUAAAUUGAGGUUUAAAAUUUUAAAGCUACAAUCGGUGACAAAAUAACAUUUUGCCAACUUAAAAAGGGAAAAUAAAGCUUUUCCUCCCCCACCCCUCCAUGCAAUGUUGGACCACUGUUCAAGGUACUGUGCCUGUAGAAGACAGCAAACAUCCCAACUUUGAAUGGAGGGGAGGGGGAGGGGUGAGGAUUGUUUUGUUCUCCAAAGCUACCCCAUUUGAGGACAUGUCUCAACAAUCUACCGUUGUAGUUUGAAUCUCAAUUUCUUUGACCCUAGCCCUAAUAAUUCAUGAAUUUUAAGGGCUAGGAGACAGAGGAGGUUAAGAAAAUUUAACCUGAAUAUAAUUUUGACCUGUAACACUUUAUGAUGGAGGAGUGUAAGCUGGACUUUUUGUUCAGGAUUAAGUCCUAUAUGCCAAACCUUCAUAUUGAGAUAUGGAAGCAGUUCACUCUCCCAGCUUUUAGGUAGGAGAUACCAUUUCACAGCUGGUUGUUAACUAAUAUGCAACACUGUCAAAAGUGUAAAUUUGUUUGUUUUUCACAUACAUUUAUUUUUCACAGUUAUAGCCAUUAACACAUUUCAAUGAUAUUUGAAGUAGAUAUUUAGCUUCCAGGCCUCAGUUUUUUAAAGGGGGGAAAAUGCUAUUCACUGCAUUUAAUUUCUAUCCACUAGAUAAUGCUUAGCCUAUUGGUUUUGCUAAUACUGUAGUUAUCCACUGGAUAGUGAUUUAUCCAGUGAAUAGCUCUAACCAUUGUUUACAGUAAACAACUGGGGCCAAUAUUUCACACAGAGGCAAUUUUUGAAUGAUAAUAUCAAAGUAUAUAUCAAAGUUUAUAAAGUGAGGUGAAUUGUCACAAACACCCUUAGUUUGCAUUGGAAUCAGAUAUUCUACCAGUUAAUUGCACACUCUAUAAGUAUUUGCUACUUAAGAAUCCUUGUUAACAGUGGACUCUUUUGGAUGACAUUAGGGCCAUUUAUACGAAGAAAUCGUCAUAUAGAUGGCCCUAUUGUGAAGCUGCCCGUUAGUUACAUUGUAAAAGACAAUUGUAAGCAGUUGGUUUCCUUAAAAACAAUGUAAGUAAUCAUUUCUUUUAAAUUAAAAAAAUGUGCAUAUUCAAUGAUUCUAAUGUUGAAAUGAAAUUUGUUGCGAAUGACUUGUUUGUGUGCUUCUUAAUGGUUGUGUUUGAGAUUAAUAUGUGUGGUGCAUAUUGAAUUUUCAGCUCAGCUGCUACCUCUGAUGCAAAAAUCAAAGAUGUGCCAUCAUCCUCUGAUGGCCCUGUUUCUCCAGAUGUGUUUUUGCCAAACUUAUCAGACGAGCUUCAAGAGUUGGUCAGGAAUGUGUUUUCACUAAAGAAGAUAAAACAGAAGUAUUUUAGUGAAACCAUCAUACCGCGGUUUGUUCCUUUGGCAAAGGAGCCUCAAUUGGUAAAUACAGUGCAUUGAUUUGAAUUUCCAUGAUUCACCUCAGAUGAAAACUGAAGUGAAAGAUGAAAACCACAGUUAAACAUUUUAACUGGAAUAGCCAACCUCCAAGACAAGUGCCCUCGAACACCCCUUGGCUAACUAGCAAAUAACUCCCACACCUCCUUAGGGCUCGAAAAUAUUCCAUUUGGGUAAUCCUUUAAGGGUAAUUCGGGACUUACAGAUUUUCUUGCUGGGAAGUAACUUUUUAAGCUCAAUUGCCCAAUGGGCACUGAAGGGAACAGGCAAGUCACCUUACCAUUCGUCGGAACGAGCCGGCCAUUUGCAUGUAGCUUCGCAGCAGUCAUUUUUAGGGGAGCUCGUAUUUCUUCCCUCCCCACAAACGCCUGCUCAACCAAGAACAACAUUUUGCGUGCUCUACUGUGGGGGGGGGGGGGUACUUUAGGAAUGUUUGGGUGGGGAUGUGCCACUGGGACCCUGCAACCCUUAGCCUAUACCAGAGCUAGUGCAUCUGAAUUUUGCUACCCCCAAGUCCCACCCUCCCCCUAUCCUGAGGUCACUAGCAUUCCCUGCUAGCAGAGGUCUCUCACGAUGAGGCAUUUUUGCCUCGUCGUGAGAGACCUCUGCUAGCAGGGAAUCACUAGCACAGUCUAGCCAAAACAAAACCGAUUUGAUUUUUUAUAAAUUUGGGAGUGGCAGUUCCUGGUUUCCUUAGUCUAGACUAAAAUCUUCAACCAAUUGAUCAGUUUCCUGGCAAAUGAUACCCAUUCUGGACCCAAACUCUCGGAUUUAUAUACCCUUUCCCAGAGUAAACUGCUUGAAAACCAUACCCUUCAUAGCAGCACACACCUAAGUAGCCCAUAUAUGGCAAUUCCCCCCCCCCCCCCGGACCAGGGGCCGGUCUGUAUCAUUAGUAUCUGAUUGCAGAUUUGUCAAAAUGUGAAUUAUGUAACUGUUCGUUUUGAAAUCUCAUUACAAUAGCUACUGGUUAGAGAGUUGGAGAAUCAGAAGUUAGUGCUGAAGCGUAACCAUCAUCCAUAUUACAGUGUUCAGGCGUUCAUGAACAAGGAUGCAUAUGGUGAAUGGGUCAGGUUGGAGGAAGAGAAGAUCAACAGUCUGAUCAAAAGUUUCUGGCACAAUUCGUAUCCAUCUGUGACUGAACUGCCACUAAGCAGUGAGUACCAUGAGCAAUACGUCGAUUUGAUGAAGAGACUUAUUAGGUAAGGAUUGCUUUAAAGGCUUGUACUGCAAAAGAGAAAGUUGUUUCUUUUUGUUUCUUUUUAUUUAAGGCUGGUUUUCACUAGCAAAGGUUGAAGUCAGAGUUGAGUCGUAAUUGCACUGAGGAAUAUUUAGACACAUCCUGCUUUCCAUGGAAUCGUAAAUGAACUUUGUAGCGUUUUCCCUUUGAAUCCAAUCAUUCUUGAUUGAGCGUUACACUGUUUUAGGAAUAAGGCUGAUAAUUAUUAACAUUGAAAGCAAAGUAAAAGGAGUCACAUAGAGUGAAAAUCAGUUGAACUCUUUCUUAGACUUUUUUGUUUCCCCUUUAUACACUCUAACUUCCUCACAUGUUGAAUGUCACCACCAAGAUUUGCGUGCUUAGUUAGCCUAGUUACCAUAGCAUUGUGGCCGAGGAGGCGCUCCAAGAGCAAUCUUGUUUUAAGUGGUGGAAGAGUCAUAUAAUAUGUGACUUAUUUGUUUCAUGACAGGUUUGAAAGUAAACACAAGGAACCUCAUCCAGUACACGGUGGGGUAACGCCCACAGCACCUUUAUCAUCUACAGCUUGCAAACUGUUGAAAGAGUUUGAACUCAGAUAUGGAAUUGGAUUGUUGUUCUGCAAAAUUUGUUACCUUGAGUACCUAGUUAAGUAAGUAGCAAACUCGUGAUUUAAACUCAGAUCAUGUAACGCACAAUUAUAUAUUUGGCGACGCCAUCACUGGUUUUCCCGCCAAAUGACGUCUGAGAAACGAGCGCAGAUAUUCCAUACUGAUGACGCCUCAGUACCCAGAUCUGGGUAGUGAUGAGUCAUCAGUAUGAGCUCGUUUCCACCAAAACAGACUAUUUGUGGGUUCAAAGUGCAAAACUCCUAUCAAGUGAGAAUAGGUUUUUGAGAAAAUCCCGGAUAAUAACUUUCAUGUGAAUUAUUUAUUUCCCUCAUUUAAAAAAAAGAAGCUGACGGCAACUCGAAAAUGGUCUAUUUUGUCCGCGUAUAUGCGUUAUUGACCAAGGAUGAGGUCAAGAUGUCUGGAUAUGGGCCAAGUUCUUGUUGGCGUUUUUAUGGACCCAGCUUAGGUCAAUAAAAGUACAAACAAAGCCUUGUUAAUAUCCAGCCAUCUUGACCGAACAAGCCUGGUCAAUAAAGGAUUUAUUAUACGUCAAAAAGAUCAGCCCAUCUUGCCCGUUCGGAUAGCCAAUCAGAUUCACUUCUUCUAGUGCGCACGUGGUUUCAGCCAUAAACUGUACUAUAUGUUAUGGUUUAAUUUUAUCCUUGGUUUGAAUUUUAUUUUCUUUUGUUUUUGGGUAUGGUAAUUAGGGAAAAUAAAAUUUAAACCAAGGAUAAAAUUGAACCACAACAUAUAUAUAAUGGUUAAAAUUGUAAGUGAACAUAAUUGUCGCGAAUAGAUACUGCGUAGUGGUUGGUACUGUGUUUUCAUAACAUGUGAGUGUAUACAUGGCUAUGCGGUGGCGUGGCCUCGCUGCGACGUGGCUACAUGGCGACGUGGAUGCGCGGCCAUGUGGCGGCGAGGGUCCCUGGCUACGUGCCUGGGUAGUAUUAGGAAUCUUAAGCAACGGGGUGGCUACAAAAAUGUCACUUAAAACGAGAAUUCGCGCUGCUUCAAAUUUCGUUCCGUUAAUUCAAUGUUGUUCAAUUCGACAAAUAAUCGCGAAUUUUUCUAGAAUUGAAUUCUAAAGGAUUGUAUCAAAGUUCAGGAAAAGAAAAAGAAAAUUGUUGUUUUGUGUUCACGCCCACCGCAAAACGUGAAAAUAGGAAGUUUCACGUAGUAGGCUACCCUGGGUGCCAGAGGCUUUUCAUACGCGCUUUCCGGUGUCGGUCAAGUCUUAAAAAGUGACCCGUGGAAAAGCUUUAUUCUCGCCGCUUCGCCGCUCGUGUCCUCGGCCUUCGGCGGAACUCGCAUCGGCCUGCGGCCGACGAAACGAAGCUCCCCGUCGCACGCGAGAAAAAACCUCUGGUACCCAGGGUAGUAGUAGGCGUGCAACGAUGGCAAAGAAAUGUGCAAAAAUACGUGAUGCACGUGCAAAAUUGUUGUUUCGCCUAUUUAAACUUAUUGCUUUUUUGCCGUUUUCUUUUUCUUCACCGUCGUCUUUGCUUAAGCUCUCUAUUUUCAUGUGUUUACGUCCUCCAUGAAAUGUCGCUUUAAGAAACCUCACGUCCAAGUUGUGCAGUUAAACAAAGUAAUGCACUAAGAUUGUAAGUUACAAUUAUUACCCGGUGCGAGUAAUGUAAAGAGUUCCACAGGUUUCGUGAACAGGUUAUAUAUUCCAACUAUGGGCUGUUUUUUUUCCGAGUUGCCAGUAUCUUAAUUUUUCUGACUCGUUCAUUUUAAAUCCACGUCUCAUUUUAGCAUCGUAAGGCUAACCCACUUCUCUGAUUAGAUACCUGGAGAAUAAACUUUGGUAUAUCACAUACGUGACUGAUUGUGUGGAAGACGUAAUGGAUCACGUGUUUAAAUGCCCAGAAAUUUACGUUGAGAAAGAGGUAAGUUACACAAUUUAGUCAAUUAUUGAGUACCUAUCUAUAACCAACUGUAUAAUAAAUGUCUUAAUAAUAAUAAUAAAUGUCUUUAUUGCUCAUUAGAUAAAAAUACAUAUCCAGUGUUACAGAAUAAAAAGAUUAAAAGUUCAGCUAAAUUACAAUAGAAAAAAAAGAUUAAAAAAUGCGAAAAACUAGUUACACAUGUCUGACAUAAAAUAUCAUAAAAGAUUGUAUUUAAAAAUUAAUCUAUUUACAAAUGUGUUCUUAUAACGUUCGGUGUUUAUCUUGGGCCUUUGGAAGCUUUUACGUCUAAGACUGUAGGUUAGAUUGUUCUUUUCUAGCGGUAAGCACACCUUCAGAGGGGGGUUAUCAUGCUGAUUAGCUUUUUGAAAAAUCGCUUUAUCUUGUUUUUGUAGUAAUGAUCUAAUAUUUAACUGUGUAGAUAUGAAGCGUAACUUAUAGCAUCUGUCUAGAAAUUGCUGAAGGACAUUAAUAUCCGCAACGGAGGCACCAUAAACAGAUAGUCCGUAGGUUAUGUCAGGGAGAACAAUACUAUAGAAGAGAUAAUCAAUUUCUGUAUGGCUGUAGCGCUCUUUUCUACAUACUCUCAGCACGUGUAGACAUUUGUUGGCCUUGCACAGUUUAGCUUUUAUGUGUGUAUUUAUUUUUUUAAUUCGUCUUAACUUUCCUUUAUUUCAUACAACAGUUCAAAAUGCUACUGUCCAUAUUGUCAGAUUUGCUUGGAAAAACCAAAUACUCCUUAACUAGUAUAAGGAAGAUCUUCCCUGAAAACAGACCAGAGGACGGUGUGCCAAAACUUGUCGCUUUGUUUAAGUUGUCCCUGGAAUCAGCCAUACAGCUACAGUCACAAUUCCGUGAUGUAUUUUCGACAAGGCAGAUGGCUAUGGACUUUACCUCUAACUUGCCUAAAGAGCCCCUUGAAGUUCUCCUGGCGUCUUGCAUCGAGGUAACUUGCAGUUCUUAUUGCUGGCGGCUAUUGAAGGAACUGUAUCACGAAAAUUAUCAACAUUCAAACAGUGGCAACUGCCACCCCCUAAAUAAGCGAAACCUGAGGAUGAUUUAUAGCUCACAACAUUCAACAAAGGUAUAAAACACCGCAAGAACAAAGAAUGCUUGAACGGACAGACUUGACGAAGAUUAGCCUGCAUGGCACGUGUUAAAAGGGGAAGGGGAAAAUUCCCCCCUCCCCUUCCCCUUUUAACGCCUGCCACUCAGGUUAGACGAAGAUUAAAACAGAUUGCAAUUGUGGUUUUUGAAAACUUGUGGACUUAACAGUUUUUUUUAAUUCAUCCUUUUUGUGUGUAAAGUUUGAUAUAAUGCUUGGGGAGACAUAUGUGUUUGACAUGACCAGUGCUCUUAAGCCCUAAGAGUGAUCAGCAUCAAAUUUCUCCUUGUAAAAUCAAUGCUUUGUAAAACAGAGUGGUCAUGAGAAUUACGGACAUGAUCACACACGAUGAAUUUGCUUGAUAUUUUAUCAACUUCUCCGCACUACUUCUCUCGGAAAUGAAUAGGAAUAACAAAUCAGAAUUGAAAUUUUGAUCUUAGCUUUUAAAGGGUUAACGGUGAUUGGUUUUCUGUAGCGACAGAGUCAGAUUUGUUAGCGGUGUCGAAAGAGCUCUUAUGAUUUUGUGUCUCCAUAAUUUGUCCUGAUUUUCAACAUUGCAUAGGGUGAUGUGGGGGAGGAGGAACCGCAGACGACGUCGUCUGGAGGAACCGCAAAGUAUUUAGUAAAAAAAACACUGUUUAAAAGCAUCCUGAAAUUAGAGUUAUUACGAAUAUUGCAUAACUGCCCAAGGACUUUCGCCCGUCAUUGUACUUUUAAAUAAAUGAACUACUUAAACAUUUAUUUUUUAAUCACAAAGCAAAGGUUUUGUUUAACGAUGAACGAGGCGCGAAAAAUCUCUUUUCUCAUUGUUUUUGAUUCAUUAAUGCAAAAUGAAUCCAGUCUGCUAGCUUUUCAGAUUAAAUUCCGUCCUUUCAAUUCCUUCCAGACUGAGAUAGAGGGUCGUUAUGAGCGCCGUAAGGUCAUUGCCGGAGAUGAUCUAGGUAGAAACUGCUCUCCACCCCAGCUUCUGCUUAACGUUAUCAUGGAUAUUCGCCAAGAGGUCAAAGAUUAUGAAGAUUACAGAAUAGCCUUCUGCAGGUUAGUUGGGCUUUGUCGCGGUUCGCACUACUUCUGUAAUGACUACUUACUUACUCACUCACUCACUUACCUACUUACUUACGUCUGCGUGGGAGGCUACUGGAAGACCCUUGGAAUGAUACACCUGUAUCGGAUAUAGGUGGCAUAGAAUGCGGUUUUACAAGGAAUAGGGGGUUAUAUUUUUUUUACAAACUCUCGUUAGAAGCAUUUGACUAACAGUAAAUUUCUCGGUUUUAGAUCUUGGAAUUUGUCAUUUUUAACAACAGAAAAGUGCGGAAAUUUUGUUCCCUCUUAAUGGUGUGAACAAUAACUUACGUUUGAUUGACUUUGAAUUCUGAAACAAGUUGGUUAAGUAAAAACUAUCUAACUGUUCAUUAUUUUGUUUUAGCAUCUUUGAUAUCACGAAGCUUGCAGCGGUCAAGUUUUAUUCCUUGCUUAUGUCAGACAUCGUACAUCUUUGUGAAAGUCCGCGUCGAAGAUGCAGGCGUGAUCUUGUGGAUCCUAACAUGCUGUGUUUGGCAUUUCGAUUGUCUGACUUGGAUGAGAAGUGGGCAAAGUUUAUUCCGUUCAGGUACAUUGAGAAUUUUCUGGCCAGCAGAUAUCAUAAACGAUUGUGUUUCUUCAAGGGCCGGCAUUGCCAGGAGCUCCCGGUUGUUUACCACUUACAUGGGCAAACUGGUCCACGAUUCGAUUCAACGGACACAAAAUUCAGGACUGGUAAAUUUCCUGCGGAAAACGCGUUUACCAUUUGCACAAAUCAGUCAGUUCCAUUUACCGAAAAAACGGCUAGGAAAGCCUGAAACUGAUCGGUUCAAGUGGGUGUGAAAAAUGGAACACAAAUUUCCUUUCGUCCGCGUAAACAAGAUUUAACGCUUGUUUACCAUUUACAAAAAGUUUCCGGAAAAACCGGUUGGAAAGUAAAAGGUAGGCUUGUUUUUCCGGACGGAAUAUUCCAAACGAAAACUCGAAUCCCAUUUCUUCAAAGCCAUCUUUGAUGCCAGUUUCAGGCCUUCGAGGUUGUUUCCGGUAAAUGGAACUUAUUUGUACAAAUGGUUAACGCGAUUCCGGGACGAAAUUUACCAGUCCUGAAGUUUGCGUAUACCAUUUGCCUAAACCGUCGGCCGGUUUGCCCCUGUAACUGGUAAACAACCAACGCUUUCAGUCGUUCUGCCGCUCUGGAAUUUUCCAUGGGAACCACCCGAAAAGUCGUGUUUCAUUUACUUUCCUAGCAGAACUUUUUAUAAAUGGUAAACCACUUCCGUCUUCUUCUAAUAGGCCAAUUUGAGGUUGAACCAGAGACUGGCAGUGUUGUGUCGAAUUGCACUGUGGGACUCUUUGGAGACGCUGUUACUUCUUACGAAGUUGCAUAAGAUUUGGGGCCACAAUUUGUCCCCCAGAAUAGUCUAAUUGUGCUGUUCGACGCUACGCUGAUGCUGACUCAAGCACAACCUCAGAACAGCCACAACGUGUUAGACAUUCCGUCGUUUAUAGAUUUCUUUAUGUUCUUAAACAGCUGCGCGGGGUAAUACCCCUGUUUUGCGUUAAUUAUUGUUGUCCUAACCAAAAGCUACUUUUCCUCACGUUCUAUAGUCUGCGAGCACGUUCUGCAACCAGUUAAACUCAUAAAACGUGGCAGAGAUCUUUUGGCUGGAUCUAUAAAUAGACUGAAAAUUUAGACGUCUGGGACCCAAACCAGGACUCUCUGGGGUGAUGGGCUCCCAGUUUAAGUUAACUGUUCUUCUGGUAUUCCAUCACCAAGUGUUUUAUUCCUUUUCUCACGGAAUGGUCACGCAACGAAAGUAAAUUUGAGUACCGUAUUUAAUCGAUUAAACGCGGCAGCUUGAAGCACAGUUACCAAUAAACGCUGCACCCAAUCAAAAGAAUGCUUCGUUUUUAUUCAAGGAUUAUAAGAAAAAAACUUGAUGCAAAUUGGUAAUCUACACCAUCUAGACUAAUUCUGUGUUUUCACUGUGACGCCAUCAAAAAUAAAUACAGAAAGUCCAGAAUCUGGGAAAUGAAAGAAGACAAAUAUACAAAAAGCCUCGCCAACAGUCAGGUCUGUGCGAUAAUUCAUAUGCGAGAUAUUCGGAAAAACGUUUUACCGAAAUUUAUAAGGCUUUGAAUGGAGACGCCAUCUUGGUGUCCUUUUGAGGCCAGGGGCACAAAUAUGGGCGCCGGAAACCAACAGAAACAUCUGUUCUUUUAGUUUUCCUACUUAUGGGUGAAUUUAUCGCUUGAGGAACUCAUAAAGAUUAAAGUAAUAUUCAUUCUAAGACAAGGAACGUAUAGAUAGCUAAAUCUCAAAAAAUCAGUAACGUUUUUGACCCACAUAAGAGCUUUCCCGAACGCCACCUAAAGUGCGCGUCACUAAAAAGCCUGGAAAUUCAAGUGUCUUCUAUCGCAAAACGAAGAACCCUUUGGAACCGAAAAUGUGUGUAAACCAAGGUUUUUAGGUGACGCAAUGCCUCAUGAAAGAAGAAACUCAGAAGAAUCGAUAGUUUCUUAGUUUGAAUUUUGGUGACGUCAUGUGAAAACCCCUUGUACGUUUCUAUCUAAGCAAAAGGGCGAGACAUUGGCACUUUGAACAUCUUCCUGUUUUACAUAAUAUUAUCAAAUGGUUUGUCGUCGGUGAUAAAGAUGUGAGUUGUACGGUAAUCGUCUGCGAUUGGUGGAUGCUGUUCUAAGGAGAGGAGUUAUUUUGAUCGCUUGAAAAUAAAACACUUUCCCGGUUGAAGCAAUUAGGUGAUAGUUUUCUUGACAGUUAGUAGUGGCUGCCUUGUAAUUCUAGAGGUUUCUAUGUUCAUAUAGUGCUUUUAUACUGCUGACAAGGUUAUUUUCAUUGAUUGGUAGAAGUUGUGAAUGAUUGCUAAUUAUUCAGAUUGCUCUGUUUUCAAGGGAUCAAAAAUGGCGUCAGCAAUUUCAAGAUUAUGGGUUGGAGUGGUUGGAUGCCAUUGGUGGCUACUUUGAAAUCCUUGUUCAUCAGGUGAUAGGCCGUGACGUAUGGAGAGCAGUUGAUGUGAAUAUCACUAGAUCACAACUUAGGACUUUAAGAAGAAAGCGAGAAAGGCUGAUACCAAGAGGGCCUAUCGGAGGCAAGGCUGCUUCUGUCCCAUCGUUGACGCCUUCUCUUCAUUCUGCUUUCGACACUGUUGUUCCUUCCACAAGUGCCCCAUCUAAGGUCGGUUUUUUUUAUCAUUGGUAUAAAAAGUUUGAAAAAAGUUUUGAAUUUUAUAGACCUGUUUGGGGUGAGCAACGUCCAUCGUCAGUCACAGAACCCGCUAGCGGUUGUAAUAUAGAUGUAGAGUGAAAUAAACUAAAACAGUCCUAACUUUUUUCAAAAUUAUUUCUUGCCUGCUGGCAUUUCGGAAAUUUGUUAAAAACCAAUUGUAUUGUGCACUUACUUACCGCAAGUGUUAUCGAAGUCAGUAAAAACCGAUUUCAAAAUGGCAUUGCUACCAACAAACGCGUGUUGACAAUCUAACUUGCAGAUAUUUUUCUUUGCAGACCAAAGUGAGUCCUGGAAUUGCCAAAAGCAAAAAAGGCAAGGAACCUCUUCGCUCCAGAAAAUGUUUAUUGGGUUCUAGCCCUCCUCUGAAAAGCCAAGGACGCACAGGAACGUUUAACACGAGUGAAAGCAGCUCAGAUGAAGAACUCCCAAACGCCUUGCCUGCAGCGAGGCGAAAAAGUCCCCCUAAAGUAAAUUCGAUAGUAGUAACUGCCCAAGUCCACAACUCUGCUCCAAGUGCUGAUUCUACCGCCAUAUUUGGGAAUUUUCUACGACCCAGCCGUCAGGAAGAAAUCGCGACAAACAGGACGCGUGUUGCACGUGGAGAUGACCCAAGGAACAAAGAAUCUUCUGCCUUUGUGCCCUUUGAGGGCAACGGAGAAUCAAGAAACAGUAAAACAAGUUCAGACGAGAAAGACAAUAAGGAAGGUCCAUCGAAAAAUCAGUCAGUCGAUGGCGUUGUGUAUCCUGUUUCCGUAAGGCACUUGGAUCGCGAGAACAAGGAAGAAGUGAAGUCCUUGCAGACAGUCCUUUCCAAUCAUGUAGAGAAUACCGAAGAAAGGUGUGUAUUGCAACCUACUGAGGUUAAUGCUGGUACGUUUCACGUCAGUUGUGGACCUUCUCUGAAUCAGUCACAAGAUGGCACAGAAAACAAAGCAGAAAGCUCCGUAUCUAUAAAACAUUUAGAAAAAGACAUUAACGAGCUUCCUGUUAAUGAAAUUCACUCAGAGGAAGAACAAGAAGCAACACCGCAGGACGAGUAUGGUAUUGAAAACCACACGAGCUCUAAACUGGAUCAUCCAGUUGAAAGAGCAGAAAACGUUGAAGGUCAAAUUUCUGAAUCAAUUUUUUCUUCAGAUGAACCAAAACAGGUCAAUGAGGUUUUGCCUGAAGGAGACCUGGGUUAUUUGGGCCAUGACAGUGGUUCUGACACUUCAUUUGAGAACGAUUCUACAGACGAGUCCGAUGGUGACACUGUGAUAUUGAAAGAAAAUUCUAAGGAAUACGGUUAUGCUGAUGCUCCUUCCACAAAGUCAAAUUCUCCGUCGGUUGAUUAUGAGAAGGAUAUUCAAGAGGAUCCUAACGAGGGAGGUUCACGGCCAUAUCCUGGAACAGGUGAUACAUGUCAAACUUUCACAAGAAAAAGCACGUGUGGUGCAACUGAGCAAGAUAAUAGAACUGUCGCGGGAAGUCACGGGUCAGAUGAGAGUGAGAAAAGCAUAGCUUCAGCAGGCCCGAAGGGACUCCAACCCAGGCAAAGUGUUCCAGUCAGUAUACCAGUGAGUGACAGUGGAGCCCCUAGACACAAAUUGGUCGCUAGACUGCUUGAUACUCCUUGUGGCUCAGUUGGUUCUACUGUGUCCGACCACAGCAACUAUGUUACUGCUGGGUCUGUCCUUUCUGGGAAUAGUAUAGACACUUUUUGUUCUGCACGUUCGAGCCUUACCUCCAGAAUUAAAGGCAACAGUGGUGAUCACUCAGAUAAUAACCAUUGUGCAGGAGAAGAUGGAUGUGAUGGUCACUCCAGCAAAACUGAAUCAGUUAACGAAGAAUCGACUAAGGUUUUGCCAGUUUCCAGUUCAUUUGUGGAUGUCAUCUGUGCUGUGAACCGUCUGACAACGUUUGUUUGCCACCUGUGUAAGAUCCUUUGUCCGCAUGAGAAUUCUCAGAGAGACCAAGAGGAAACCACUGUGGCUGAAGAGCUAAGGAAUGAGACAUUGGAGGUCAAAAGGAGACUUUGCUCCAAGCUUAUUGAGGUACUCCGAAUUUUUUGGUGUCUUCUGGGAAUAACAAUUAUGAGUGUUUUUGUGUUCAGUUUUGUACAUCCGCUCAUCAUUUUCCUUUAGCAGUGCCGCAAACGAGAAAAGUUGAUGUGUUGGUGCAUCCUGCACUAUAUAACACUGUGCUGCUUAAGAGAAUCGAACCUCUGUACGUGCACAGAGAACAAAUCCUAUAGCAAUAAACUGAAGUGUAUCACAAGUGUUGCUUCGCAAUUUCGCUCCGGGACCAUUAUCAUUCCGCGAAUGAAGUAUCAUUUCGCUUCGUGAAAAGGCCUAUCCACCAAAUAUUAGCAUUUGGGCUAGGGUAGGGAGGGGCUCUAUCAGAAUCUGUCAUAUUUGAUAAGAUAAUAAUGAAUGAAUGAGAAUCGCUUCCUUCAGUGUUUUCUUUGACGCCAUUUUAAGGUACACGGCCAGUUCAUGUGGUACGAGGUCAGGGAUUUCCCAACUCUCGGAACCCGCUCUGCUUUAUUCUACUAUGUAAGCGAUACCCAGCUCGUUUAAACUUUUUUUCGACGUGGCUGCCUUACAAAAAACAGCGAAGUGAGUGAUAUUAAUUCAUCCAUUUUUCUCUAACCGUUAGGGAUCCCUGCGGUUUCUUACGUUACUUCACUUUAUUUUGUCUUUUACAGGUGAUACUCUCGUUCAUUACGUUGUACUCAGACAAUGUUCUAGCUAUGGAGACUUGUGGUUUGCCAGAAGAACUUCUUGCGGAGAUCUUGGAUGAACACGUUCAGAGAGAUCUAAGACUCUUACGUGAAGCUGGACGUUUGCAAGGCUGUCGCUACAAUCCUCUGGAAAGACGUUGUUGCAAUAGAAGGGAUUCUAGAGGUACAUAAUUAUUGCUUUGUAUAUCCGUAAAAUUUAAGGUUUUAUAUAAGGACACGAGCGUUCACUGCGAGUGAAACGUUUAAGUGUCCAUUACCAGUUGAAUCGUUACAGUUUGUGAAGAGAAUUCAAUGGAACUGUUGUUUUGGUAACGCCAGUAAAACCAACGGUGCCUUAAACUGAAGAGAAAAAGACUGUUUUUCUAAGGACGUGGGAUAAGUAGUAGCUCGCUGUUCUGAGUAAUCGUUUGUUGAAUGUGGAAAGGAAUUUCGCGAUUACUUAUUAUUUUACUUCUUCGCUUUACUAUAUAAACUAAUUAAUACUCGCGUAGCAGAAGCGAGAACAAACAACGAAUGCUUGCCACUCAAAACUAGAGUGCAUUGGUGGGUUCCUUAGAAUCAUCAACUUUUUGUUGUAUAGGGAGGCUAAUACCACCUUGUGAGGGAAUGUCACUUGCAGAAGGUAACGCUGGCCAAUUUGAACCUCUUACCCAACAGGUUAGUAAUUACUGAGAAGCUUUUCAUAGGUUUCGCUUAUCGUUUGUCUCACUAUAGACACUUGGUUGUUGAUCGCAACGUUUCAAACGCUUACAGCUGGUCUUCAUCAGAUGAGGGUGUGGAUGUGCCAUGCGGGACUAUUAGCAGUACCUCGGUUGCUAGUGAUUUGUGCAUUUCGAACCUCACUCGUGGUUUGGCAGUGGAUGUCGAUCUUUAGUAUUCUAUGUGUUGGAGACUGUCCACUUAGCGGGUCGCUUUGGUACUGAUCGACGGCUGCGUUGUCUAAUCGUUAGCACACACACCUCUAGAUUCUCAGUCCUACUGUUUCUUUUUUUUUCGUACUGUUUGCUUGAAGUCUUAUGAAUAGGCUCUUUUACUCUAAAAAGAGGCUUCCUAACUUUCUUAUAGCAUCUCGGCCCUGGUGUAUCACCUAUGGACCUUAUAGAAUCUCAUAGUUGUUAACCAUUUAUCAAUUUGACUUUUUUAAAGAUGGGUGUCCGGAUAAGCAGCGUGGUGAUAUUAAGAAGGGUUCUAUCGUGGUUGUCAGAAUAUGUAUCUACAUGUGUUAGCAACCCUGAUUCCUUGUUGUCUACUCACCAUCUUUAUGCAAGCAGUGCCGAAGGCGAACUUUCAAAUUCACUUUCGUACUGUGAACACGGCCCAAGCCUGGAUGGAGUUCCCCAUGGCAGUGAAGGUAUGCGACAAUUAAAGUAUCACUAAAUGUACAGAUGAUCGUGGCAAAAAUUAUUCCACUUUAUGCCUGGCCUCGUCUAAAACAACGAGGCUCUUCAGUGUCGUUUGCUUUAAGUUAUGAUUACAAACACACACGCAAAAGGAAAAGUUACGACAGUUUUAAAUUGAGACAUGUUUCGGAUGAACAACAAACAUCGUCAGUACAUGCACAACCCGUUAGCGGGUGUGAUAUAAAUGUUUUUCUAAAUGAAAACCUUUUCUAAGAAUUAUUUCUUACCCGCUGGAAGCGCAAAGAUGGCCCAGAUGUGAUUGCAUUUUCAUUGUUGUAUUCAUUCUGUAACCUUUUAAUGUUGUUGAUGUACAGGUGAAACAGGUAGAUGGGGUAGUUCUCCUCUCAGAGCAUGCGCGCCAGAUGAUCCAUCCCUUCAUAAUGGCGUUGAACACCUCUGUGGACUGGAAACAGCUCAAGUUAGGCUUGCCACUUACAGGGUAAAAUUGCUACGCGUGCUUCCUCUUAGCCUAAGAGAACAGCCGACAUUUGGCGACGCUACCCACUGGUUUCCUCGCCAAAUGACGUCUGAGAAACGAGCGCAGAAAUUCCUUACUGAUGACUCGUCACUACCCAGAUCUGGGUAGUGACGCGUCAUCAGUAUGGAAUUUGUGCGCUCUUUUCUCAGACGUCAUGUGGAGGGGAAACCAGUGGUAGCGUCGCCAAAUGUCGGCUGUUUUUUCAGGCUAGCUUCCUCUGACCUUUGUUUUCUUUUUAUAGGAAUUAGUUGGUUAAAUAUACAUUUAGGUGGUAUCCAGGAAUAACACGUCACACCUUCAUACAAAAUAGGACAAACUCGAAACGCUCUAGCAUGGAAAAGAGCCGUCUCUCUUCGCUUCUCACCGCUAGAACGUUUCGCAGGAGAGACGUUUACGCUUCAUCGACGCAAAAUUCCAUACUGAUGACGUAAAUCAUUGUUUACAUAACUGCCAACGAGCAGCGUAUUAGAGCCGUGCGCGAUUGUUCCAGGGGCAGAAAAAAAUCUCGACUCGAUGUAACAUAUUGUAAUGUAAGGCAACAUUUAUGUUGUAAUGCAUAACAAAGAAUGCAUUUUUUUUGAGCGAUUACGUGAUACAGAUCAGAGCAUCCACGAGUCUUCUGCGUGUUUGUGAAUCCCAUGCUCAUCCCGUCUUCAUCUUCAUCUUCAUCUAUUUUUCAUAAAUUACUGUAAUUCAUGGCAUUUCUAAACAAAUUGAACAGCGCGCGCGUAUAGGUAAAAUCUUUGGUCGUUGGCACUUAGCGAUAGCGAUAGCUAUAUGGUAGUCAUGGGGUUCGAAAUGCAAAUUUGUUUGAGUUCCUUUUUUUCUGGUCUAUUAUAGUAAAGCUUUUAGUUCUCUUCGAACAAGCUGCAGCAAAAUUAAAAUGUUUCUUCUAAAGAAAAAUAUAUUUUACGAAAAAUGAAUCGUAUUAGUUCCUCUACAGUUUGAGACCGUUUUUCGUGUGUCGAUAAAUUUUAUAAUCGUUUGGUAAGCGCUAAAAUUGCUUAAAUAGUGUGAGCAAGGACGUUUAACAAAUAACAAAAAUAUGAAAAGAAAAAGAGGGGCCACAGUUAUGAUAAAUCAUAUUGAAAUAUCAAAAAACCACCUCUGGCUAAAAUUCAAGAAUACACGAGCUUUCGAGUGCCUGGUCCGCAGUUUACAUUUCGCCUGUUGAAGAAUGCAGAUAAGGCGGUUGAAAGCUCGUGUUUUAAACUUUUUUAGCCAGAUGUGAUAUUUUAAGACACAAAUUUACACUGAACAGGGUCUUACAAAUGUUUCACAUGUUUCCUAGCUGUUUGUUUUCUUGUUGUUGUUGUUUAUUGCAAGAUUCCCUACGUCAUAAAGAUGCAUGCUAAAAUUUUAAACGCCUGUUUGUUUCAGAUAAACAAGUUCUUCAAACAGAUUUUGCGACAGUUGCUUGAUCUCAAUCUCCCAAGAUACACCAUCAAGAAACGUCUGAGGCCGGCCAUGGACUUCCUAUCGCAUGAACUACGUAGAUUUCAUGGUGUCUUAUAUUCGGACUGUUUCAACAAACUUCUAGCUGAUUUAUGGUCGGAAGUAGUCAAGGUAAGUACACUAAGUAGUGUCAAUUUCCGCCUUUUUGACUCGAGUCUCUCCGAGUCUUCGGUCGUCCCAAGGGUUCGUUGCUCCAAAAGUACAGGGAGGCUGGAAAUAAGCUGUUGGCACCUUCUUUUUGGUGGACAAGCUUUAGUUGGGAGUGGUUGAUGGUAUCCAAAGGCAACCAUUUGCCAAUCAUUGCUUGCAUUGUCAACCCAAUGGAUCCCAGAAACCUUAGCACCGAAAGCCAUUCCCCUUGCAGUUUAAUUUGCGAUGAAUUACCGCGUUAACAAGUCCUUAAUCGUCAUAUUUUCACUGUUUUUAAUAGAACUUUAGUGAUGAAGCCCAUCGGUUAGUGAGAAAGAGGUCUUCAGCAUCAGAACAAAGCAAACUCCUUCAACAAGCUGUGGCAGUAAGCUAUAUCUUUUUUUUUUGUUUUUUAUUUGUUUUCGCUUACUCUCGUGUUUCAUCUUAAUCGCAGAGAUAUACACAUCAAAUUAAAUGUACUGAUUUUGUUACUGUCUUCUUUUAUUCCCAGUAUAUGAUAGAGUUUUUUCACGCUAAAGGGGCUGGAUUAUCAUGUGAUACACUGGCUGCGCCCAUAGUAAGUUGAAUACAGCAUUGUCACUUGUGUGACGGCUUCCUUUCUAUAGCAGUGUACUUACGCAACAGGACGGCAGAAAGGCGAAGACGGCAAAACGCUUGUGCGUGACAAACGUGACAGGGCUAGUACUUGUGUGUUUUGUCGUGAUCUUUACUUCCAUCAAUGUUUUCUGGUCUUUCGCAAAAAGAUCUGUUUAAAGGAGGGUGAAGUUUGGCUAAGAGCUUUUUUAAACAAAAUUAUUGUCACGCUUGUCACAUAGUGUUUGCUUUUCUUUCUUCUCCCGUUCUUUCGCGUAAGCUCACUAAUAAUGAAUAGUGAACUUACAAACCAGGACGGGAGAUGAAAGAAGAUGACAAACCUUGUGUGGCAAACGUGACAAUAAAAAUAAUUCAGCAACCUUGAUCAGCGACCUGGUCUAUAUAUAUAUACUUUAGCCCUUUGAAACGAGGUUGUAAGUUCCUGCGACAGUGCUCAUCUCUAAGGGAUAGUGAGGGACGAUCUGAGAUUUUAUCCCUGGAUUUUAGAAGAAAAAGUAGAACGUAGGCAUGGGGUACUUCAUUUACACUGGAAAACCGGAAAUUCCGGUUAGUUCGCGCCAUCCCGUUUGCGAUUUCAUUUUUGCACUCUUUUUGGUUUGUUCAACUGAUUUGUAUAUACUUUGUAGCGGGUCGUUCUCCCACCACGUCAAAUUUUAAAGUUUUAUCUUUAUGCAAGAGAUUACCACCCGAGUGGUGUGCGCAAAUGGUAAGCAUCGCUGGUGUUCGCGCAUGACUGUUUUAAUUUGUCUCUUUUUAAGGACGCUGUCGUGAAACACAUUCAGUUGUAUACCCACCCAACAAAUGAUCUUAUCUCGAUGUACCAGUCCCUUUACAAGCAGGUGAGUAACUACUGCCACAUACUUACAUAUCCUUGACUGCUACUGGUGAGGAAGUGAUCAAGGAAAAAUAAAAUUGAAAUGAAUUCAUUAAUACUUCAUGUCCUGUAAAAAAAGGAUAUGCUGAAAAGGGAGAAAAGAAUAUACAUGGCCUGCAAAGGAAGAUGAAAAAAAUUGCAAGUUCAUGAAAGUCAAGAAAUUUGUUUUAUCUCAGUAAAUAAGUAACCUAUUUUCCAUAGCCUUUUUUUCUCGCCUCUUCUGGAGCGGGAGAUAGGGACGCUGCAGGGGACUGAAAAAAAAAGAGACUCUAGGGUAGAAGAGGGCAAUCCGGUUAAAAGAAAGAUGCAACAAAGGUCUUGAAUCUUGACUGUUGAAAGACAGUUGUUCUUUAUGCGUUUUUUCAGGUGCGAAAUUUGCAGCGACAGUUCAGGUUAGACGAACGGACGUCGUCUGUCAGCGUCAGUUCGCAUCAGGCUAGUGCCAAUGCCCCCGCAGACUUUGUCAUUCAGGCGUUGCGAAGUGAAUUGCACACAAUUCGAAAGUGCUUCUCUGGAACUCAACUUGUGGACUGGGUGAAAAUCUAUGUUCGCGACAAUGGUCUUGAUAGUCUGGGUGUGUGUAUUGGAGACACAGAGACUGAAACUGGACUGGAGCUAGGUGAGAUACAUGUGUCAAGAAGGAAAUUUUUAAUUUAAAGGGGCCAUGUCACGAAAAUAUUUCUGUUUUUGGUCAUUACUGUGCUGAGGUCGUCACUUAGUUCCUUUACACAUACACAAAAUUCGCCACUUUGAGGUUGCGCGGAAGACCGAUAUGGUUGUCAAAGUGCAUUGUGAGACUGUUCUUGGGGACGAAUUUGCCGCCAUGUUGAAAAUGCGUUUUGAAAAUUUAUUUCGGUGAGUUUUGCAGUCAUAAUAUUAAAACUUAAAAAAAGUUUGCCCAACUUUUUCAAGUUUCAAUCUAUGUUCAUCCGUUGCAACAGACGACAGGAAAUAGUUUCAAAGCUUAAUUAUUGUCUUAAUAAGCAAAACUGGACUAUUGUUUUACCUUUUCAGAGAGAUAGCAAAAAGUGUCCGAGGCCUUUUAAGGCGAACAGAUUUUAGGGUAAUAUUUCGGACAACUGUGCUUGAGGAUAGUGCUUUUUAGGAAUAGAAAGUGAGUUGGUAGAGAGUACUGGAACCUUAGCGAUAGCUGGAUGUUUGAAAGUGUAAAUAUUGUGCCACAUAGAAGACGUAGAACAUUUGUUUUUAUGUCACAUUUUGUGUCAUAUGUAUUGUAGCCUUCCACGCCGACUUUCUUACACCUUAGUCUUGCGUACGAAAGAAGAGUAGUACUCCCCUCUCUCCUCAGUAAUUAAAUAAGCGUCCGGGCGCUAAUUCGAAGGGGAUCUUUAUUUUUGUUGAGGGGGCAAAGGGCAAAGUGCUGAGCAUUUGAUUUAUAAGCGAAGCGUCUUACGUAGACUUCCAUUUGGCCAGUCACGCAACAUUUUUUUGCGUGAUAAGUCAAAGUUAUUGGUCAGUCGGUAGUAACCUUUUUCUUGAAAAUCCACGUCAGUGUGGGAUUCUGGGAAUUGCCUUCCCACUAGCCCCUCCGUUAACCCAUCAUUGUGCCCAAAGUGAGAAGCUUAUAAUGAUCCGAAAUUUCUUCUUUCUUCUUUUCUUUCUAUAAACCAAACAGUUACUGGAAUAUUAGCCUGUGUACAGACCACCCUCCCCUCAGGAAAAAUCGGGUUUUUUCUGAAGGGAGGGGGGAUCUGUACACAGGCUACUGGAAUAUGAGGCUUUAAAGGUAAAUGAGCAGACAUACUGAAUGCACAGGAUUUUUUUGAUAUAAGAGAGUUGACUGACUGGAAGAGCUCUGAACGUCCAUAUUAUUAUAAGCACUUGUAUUCUUUUCCCUUUUUUAAAAUGUCGUAAAUAUCAAAAUUUGCCAUACUUUUCUAGGUCAGUACCUCCUGGAGCAUGGAAUAAUUAUCUGUGUUUCUCCUCCGCCACGUUUCAACAAAGAGACACCAGGCGAAAGAAAAAGACGACCAGAUGGCGCGGUGCCCAACAUUCCCCCAGCCGAGAGGGGUCAGGUCUUUAUCGACGAUGAAGGAACGGUCCCAGACAUAAGGAUCAAUAACAUUGCAGUUCAAACCAUGAGCAGCAGAUGUAAGUUGAAGAUAGUCUGUUCACUUCUUUUAACAUGGGUGUUGGUUACUCUACGUUUAUGUCUUGGUUUCGUUUCUUCUAUACAUUUUUAAGGCCUAGGAUUAUAUGAGAUUGGGCUUACGGAUGCAUUUCCUUUUUCGGCAAUCUAAAAUUCGUCUUUGACUAAGUUAAAAUCCUGUCUUGUACAAUGAAAAUACCUGAUGAUAACCUAGUCAAGGACACACGUCAGUUAUGUUCAAAACGAAAAUGCAUCCGUAAGCCCAAUAUCAUAAAAUCAUCGACCUUAGAAAUGUAUUGAGAGAAUGAAAUCAAGUUAGCAACUUAGAGUAUCCCACAUCGGCCAUGUAGAGAUCAUUGUCUUUCCGGGAAUGUCCUUGAAUAUAUUACAUAUUUAUAACUUUAAGAUUUUUUCUUUUCUCUAUACUCGCUUCUUUUUUAUGUUUAUUACUUUAAACUGAUUGUGAGUAUUUGCGACUGCUUGGGAUAAUAUUUUGUUGGUAUAGAGUUUGGCGGCUAAACCUGAAGGACCUUGGGGGCCCAUUUCCCGAAAGACCCAGUGACGUUUCGGCCCGAGGGCAAAUUUAAAAAUCAAAACUUGUUGAAUAAUAGCACAGUUCCUAGCUCACAAAUCAUUCAAUUUUGCUCCGUUAUCUGAUAGCUUCAUUGUAUCAUUUUCAAAGUUAUUGAAACUUUGAUCCUGAAUGCAAACACGCCAAACAAAAAAAAAAAACAGCUUUCCGCGCCCGAAAAGUUACCGGGACGUUCAAUAAACGGGCCCCCUGAUCCCAUUGUUACAGCGCGUUGUUUAAGACAGUAAAUCUCUGACUGUCUAUAGCUUUUUCUGGUUUGACCAUUUUAGCCUCCCCUGCGUCUUCUUCCCGCUCAGCGUCGCGAUCUUCAACAGUAAAUGACUCUGACAGUCAAGGUGAAGCUGAUGAUGAAGGUGAAGAUGACGAUGGAGAUUUCUUGGGCAGUGCCAGUGAUAUAUUGAAUAGCAUGAAUAAUGCUCCCUCGGAACGUGAGGUUAUCUUUUACAACCACCCUCAGGCAUUAUACAAGUUUAUAAGCGAGGAAGACACGUCAAGAACUGAGAUAAAACUUACUUUAGGUAUUAAUGAUCGGUUCCGUUUACCAGCUAAGCUAAAGCAGAUUUUGUGUGUGCUGAUCACAAGGAAAGAUUCGGAUAGAACCGCGCGGAAUUUCCUAAGGGGUCUGCCCAUGGAACUUUUGCGGGAAGCGCUUGACGGAGAAGAGGUUGGGUGUUAUGAUUGGGUGUGCCAAGCUUUUUAGACGCAUAAAGUUUGCGAGGGGUAGUCUCACCGUGAUUUACUACAAAUUUAACGGUCUUGUUUGUAUCGAUAAAAACAAAAUCUUAAAGUGGCCUGGUUUUGUUAGAAACCCGCAAUAUUCAAUUAUACAUGAACAAUUCGGCCAGUGCGAUUAGGAAACAGGAGGCGUGGUUUUGCUAAACCCUUUUUUAGGUGUGUUUUAUUGAUUAAAAAUAUAUCUAUUAUGAAAAAUCUGAGCAAUUUCCGUAAAACGGUAGAAACCGGUGAGGAAAUAGGUCAUUUCCGAGUUCCCCCGGGCCUCUGUAUCAAAACGAGGUUAAGUGCUCAGCCUUUGAUAUGGAAAUGUUGUUCAUUCUCAUGCAAGUAAAACUCAUUUUUACAAGAAAGGUGGUGCACUUGGCCUCAUUUUGAAAGUGAGGGUUUUUGGAACUCGGAAGUGGCCUAUUUACGAGUACGGUAUGUCCUCUCCAGACCACUUCUUCGAUAGGUAUUUUUCGACCAUAAAAAGAGUCGGAACAAGUUUCGAGGUAACUACGUGUGUGGAAGAGCAAGAUAUAGAUUUUAUUUUUUAAGAAAUAAAACUUUUUUAACGAUAAUAUUAGAAAAAGAUGACGAAGCCAGAAGAUUUAAGAUAUUAAGAUUAGUGUGAUAUGAUUCAAUUAUUUUGUGGUUAGUCUAGCCUACGUUUUAACACCGUGUACAAAAUUUCAAAUCACAUCUUUCCUCCACUAGAAGUAACGAAACACAGUAGAAUACCGAUUUCUCGAACCCUCAGUUUUUCGAAAUUCCCUGUAACUCGAACUAAACUUAACUUCCCUUCACCAGUCAAACACUGUAAUUGUAUCCCCGACUUUUCAAACUUCCCGUUAAUUCACACCAAUUUGCUUUUCUCGAGGUGGUUCGAAAAGUAGGGAUUCCACUGUAGUGACACACUUAAGGCGAAAACAUUAACAGACGUCAAACGUAAAGCAAGUUACGAAAUUCAGCAGGUUUUUGUAAUUACAUUGUGAGGUGAUUGCAUGAUACCGGUACUCUUUUUCCCCUCUAGAAAAUGGAGCUUGCUUGCGUAAAUAUUUUAGUCUAUCUUGUUUUCAUUUCUUCGUUGUCGCUGAUGGUUGUUUGCCGUCAGCAACUUUCUUAAAUCGUGAUUUCAUAGCGUUAUCUGAUUUCAAUACUUUGUACAAUAUUCACUUCUUUAAAGAAACAUAUAUGGUCUGAGGUUAGUCGAAUGCAAAUUGUAUAUACUUUAAAACUGAAAAUUAUUUCAACUCAUAAUUUCGCAGAAAAAAUUAAAAGUUUGAUAUAAUAAUAGUUAACUAUGACUCAUAGAAAAGGACUUCAUGAAUAAGGACAUUGGAUUUAUUAGUAAUAGGUUGCAUUGUAACGAGAUAUAAACGGGUUAAAUUAUUGGGUUAUUAAAUUUCAGGAACUUUCUUCGAGUAUCAAAUCCGUUUGAACCAAGGAGAACCGUCUGUUAUAAUCGCUGAAAGCCAAUGUCCAUGAAGUGAAGUUCAACCAGUCAUUUUAUGGCGGGAAAAACUGUAGUGUUUUUGGAUCAGGGUCUGGAGGGGUAUUUCCCGUAUCCGUGCGGGAUGCGGAAAACUCUAACGGGAUGCGGGACUUGACUGCUCCCGGGGAAGCGGGAUUCGCCAAAAUUCGGGCAGGAAUGCGAUAUUCGGCAUAGCGAUGACAGAA
This is a messenger RNA of Porites lobata, 28036 nucleotides long. NCBI's taxonomy places the organism in Eukaryota, Metazoa, Cnidaria, Anthozoa, Scleractinia, Poritidae. The record is from the annotation of a GenBank genome assembly.